AUGAGUUGUACUGAGCUUCAACAGGAAGAAAUUGAAGUAUUAGAAUCUAUUUAUGAUGGUGAUGAGAAUUUUAAGAAGAUAGAUUCAACUACCUAUCAAUAUAAAUAUGGUGAAGAUGGUGAUAAUAAAUCAGUUAUAGUAGAAAUAAAAUGGGGAGAAAAUUAUCCUGAAUCCUCACCUGAGAUCAAUCUAGACUUAUUUUAUAAUAAACACAUACUUGAAAGUGUAAAAGAAAAAAUAAUAGAGCAUGUUCAACAACAAGUAGAAGAUUUGUUAGGGUCAUGUAUGACAUAUAGUUUAUUUGAUUCUAUAAAAGAUAAUCUAGACACAUUAAUAUCAGAUCAACCAGACACUCCUCAAGUUACACAGAAAAAAGAGAAAAAAGAACAGUUAACCAAGGCUCAGAAAAGAAGAAUCAUGGAUAAAUUUGGAUCGGAGAAAGAUCGGCCUAGAGGUUGGGACUGGGUUGAUAUAGUGAAACACCUUUCACAAACUGGUGGUCAAAAAUCUUAG
Molecule: messenger RNA, 513 nt
Organism: Lottia gigantea (owl limpet)
Lineage: Eukaryota; Metazoa; Mollusca; Gastropoda; Lottiidae
Exons: 5
Coding region: 1-513 (170 amino acids)
Molecular function (GO): protein binding
Source: RefSeq, a predicted model, not a curated record